Molecule: messenger RNA, 742 nt
Organism: Myzus persicae (green peach aphid)
Lineage: Eukaryota; Metazoa; Arthropoda; Insecta; Hemiptera; Aphididae
Product: 60S ribosome subunit biogenesis protein NIP7 homolog
Exons: 4
Coding region: 137-679 (180 amino acids)
Biological process (GO): ribosomal large subunit biogenesis; ribosome assembly
Cellular component (GO): nucleus; preribosome, large subunit precursor; nucleolus
Molecular function (GO): RNA binding
Source: RefSeq, a predicted model, not a curated record
GAUAAGAGUUUAGACUGUUUAAAGAGUACUAUAAUUAUUUUAUUGCAGUGCUCUGAUACUCUGAUGGAGUUGCAGUUACUUAUUCUAUCCAUUACUAAAUAAACUUUUGAAAAUAAAACAAAUCAAUUAUUAAACCAUGAAACAAUUAACUGAUGACCGAAUGAAAGUAUUUUUCGAAAAAUUGUCAAAAUACAUUGGCUCAAAUAUAAAGUUAUUAAUUGAUCGUUCAGAUGGAAAAUACUGUUUUCGUGAGAAGAAAGAUCGAGUUUAUUAUGUAUCUGAAAAAGUAUUAAAUAUGGGAUCCAUGAUGAAUCCUGAUAACAUAAUUAGUAUAGGUACAUGUUUUGGAAAAUUUACCAAGUCUGGAAAAUUUAGAAUACAUAUAACAUCUUUAGAUUAUUUAGCUCCAUAUGCCCAGCAUAAAAUGUGGAUAAAACCUGCCGCUGAACAGCAAUUUCUGUAUGGUCAUAAUGUUUUGAAAUCUGGUCUUGGGCGAAUUACAGAAAGUACUACUCAAUACCAAGGAGUUAUAGUAUUCUCAAUGAGUGAUGUUCCUUUGGGUUUUGGCGUUGCAGCAAAAAAUACUACUGAAUGCAAGCAUACAGAUCCACUAUCUGUAGUUUGUUUCAAUCAAGCCGAUAUUGGUGAAUUUAUUCGAUGCGAAGAUGAUUUAAUAUAAUAUUUUUACUUGUAUUAUUAUUAUUUAAAAUAUUUUUAAUAAACAACUCAUUGACAUUUUAAA